GAGGGGGUGCGCGCGCUGCGCUCCGGUCGGCGACAUGGCGGUCCUCGGCGUGCAGCUGGUGGUGACCUUGUUCACGGCCACACUCAUGCACCGGCUGGCCCCGCACUGCUCCUUUGCAAGGUGGCUGCUCUGCAGUGGCAGUCUGUUCCGGUACAAGCACCCGUCCGAGGAGGAGCUCCGGGCCCUGGCGGGGAGGCAGAGGCCCAGGGGCCGGAGGGAGCGGUGGGCCAACGGCCUAGGUGAUGAGAAGCCGCUCUCGGUGCCCCGCGACGCCCCGUUCCAGCUGGAGACCUGCCCGCUCACCGCCGUGGACGCCCUGGUCCUGCGCUUCUUCCUGGAGUACCAGUGGUUCGUGGACUUCGCCGUGUACUCGGGCGGCGUGUACGUCUUCACGGAGCUCUACUACUACGUGCUGGGCCCGGCCAAGGAGGCCAACAUCGCCCUCUUCUGGUGCCUGCUCACCGUGGCCUUCUCCAUCAAGAUGUUCCUGACGGUGACCCGGCUGUACUUCGGCGCCGAGGAGGGCGGCGAGCGCUCGGUCUGCCUCGCCUUCGCCUUCCUGUUCCUCAUGCUGGCCAUGCUGGUGCAGGUGGUGCGGGAGGAGACCUUGGAGCUGGGCCUGGAGCCAGGCCUGGCCAGCAUGACCCAGAGCUUGGAGCCACUUCUGCAGGACCAAGGCUGGGACUGGGCACUCCCCGUGGCCAAGCUGGCCAUCCGCGUGGGGCUGGCGGCCGCGGGUUCCGUGCUGGGCGCCUUCCUCACCUUCCCCGGGCUGCGGCUGGCUCAGACCCACAGGGACGCGCUCACCAUGUCGGAGGACCGGCCUCUGCUGCAGUUGCUGCUGCACACCAGCUUCCUGUCUCCCGUGAUCAUCUUGUGGCUCUGGACCCGGCCCAUCGCGCGGGACUUCCUGCAGCAGGCGCCCCUCGGCGGGGCGUCCGUCUCCCUGCUGUCGGACGCGGCCUUCGACUCGGCGCGCCUGUGGGUGCUGGUGGCGCUGUGCCUGCUGCGCCUGGCCGUCACGCGGCCCCACCUGCAGGCCUACUUGUGCCUGGCCAAAGCCCGCGUGGAGCAGCUGCGCAAGGAGGCCGGCCGCAUCGAGGCCCGCGAGAUCCAGCGGCGGCAGGUGGUCCGCGUGUACUGCUACGUGACGGUGGUGAGCCUGCAGUACCUGACGCCGCUCAUCCUCACGCUCUACUGCACACUGCUGCUCAAGUCCUUAGGUGGUUACUCCUGGGGCCUGGGCCCGGCCCCUCAGCUGUCCCCGGCCCCGCCCGCCCUCAGCGCCCAGCCACUGGGCCUGGGGGAAGACGAGGCCCGAGAGACGGCGGCGCGCAUCGCGGGUGCCCUGGGCGGGCUGCUCUCGCCGCUCUUCCUCCGCGGGCUCCUGGCCUACCUCAUCUGGUGGACGGCGGCCUGCCAGCUGCUGUCCAGCCUCUUCGGCCUCUACUUCCACCAGCACCUGGCCGGCUCCUAGCUGCCUGCAGCCCCGCAGCCCGGCCCUGGGCCCUCGCGCGCCUCGGGGUCUGCCCCCGGCUGCAACACGGGGCUGGGGCCUGCGCCGUUCACCGCAGUGCCUGAGCCGCGGCCACACCCGGCCUCCGCCCGGAAACGCACGGCCCUGGGCCCCGGUGCGGGGGGCCGAGUGGGGCCCACGUGGGCUUCGGGGGGCUGAGAUGGUAGGAGGAGGGAUGGGGGCUGGGACAGCGGCACCCCGACUGCAGUGGCUCGAGUCCCCGCUGCUCCACUCCCCACCCUGCACCUGAGAGGCAGCAGGAGGGGCCCAGUGCCCCGUGGGGGACCGGAGGGCGGGCCUGGCCCAGCCCUGGCUGUUGGGGGCAUCUGGGGAGCGACUCCAUGGAUGAAGGAUCUGUUACUUUGCUUUUGGAAUAAAUAAACCUGUAAGUGUCAGACCUGCA
Messenger RNA from Lepus europaeus (European hare), 1919 nucleotides. It is a transcript of the gene TMEM161A, whose product is annotated as transmembrane protein 161A. The transcript has 12 exons. NCBI's taxonomy places the organism in Eukaryota, Metazoa, Chordata, Mammalia, Lagomorpha, Leporidae. The coding region runs from base 35 to 1477 and encodes 480 amino acids. The record is from RefSeq and is a predicted model, not a curated record.